Funneliformis mosseae is the source of this 123-nucleotide messenger RNA. Lineage: Eukaryota; Fungi; Glomeromycota; Glomeromycetes; Glomerales; Glomeraceae. The record is from the annotation of a GenBank genome assembly.
CCGACUAUCAAAUUUCCUUUCGGUCAUAUCCUUUCGCGACCAAAUCACCCGCCAUUUUUCGAAUCUUCGACCCAAUUACCCGGCAUGUACUUUAGAAUAAAAUAUAUAAGGUAUGAAGGGUAG